Messenger RNA from Aureobasidium musti, 213 nucleotides. The record is from the annotation of a GenBank genome assembly. Lineage: Eukaryota; Fungi; Ascomycota; Dothideomycetes; Dothideales; Saccotheciaceae.
AUGUACCAAGCAUUCGGGAGGCAUGCCUAUGCUCGCUCGCCUGUCGUGAUACAAGAUCCGAAUAUGCCACAAAGUAAAUGUAUUGACUUGACACGUAGUCUUCUCCACGCUAUCACUGCCAUCUUCCACGAAGUUCGUGAUCGCCGCAAGAACAAGAGCUUCUCUUCGGCCGAGGAAGAGAUGAAGCGCUCGGACGAUGGUCUCCACGACUGA